Molecule: messenger RNA, 2682 nt
Organism: Myotis brandtii (Brandt's bat)
Lineage: Eukaryota; Metazoa; Chordata; Mammalia; Chiroptera; Vespertilionidae
Gene: WLS
Product: wntless Wnt ligand secretion mediator
Exons: 11
Coding region: 272-1786 (504 amino acids)
Biological process (GO): intracellular protein transport; Wnt protein secretion; Wnt signaling pathway
Cellular component (GO): endomembrane system; organelle membrane
Molecular function (GO): Wnt-protein binding
Source: RefSeq, a predicted model, not a curated record
CCGCUUCCCUGCUCCUUUAAGCGUCCACAGGCGGCGGAGCGGCCACAAUCACAGCUCCGGGCAUUGGGGGAGCGCGAGCGGCUGCGCCAGGGGAAUCCGUGCGGGCGCCUACCGUCCCGGUCCCAUCCUCGCCGCGAUCCCGCACCCCUGAAGUUUUGCAGCGUCCAGAAAGGAGGCGAGGGAGGCGGGGGGGAGCGUGAGAGGAGAGCGAGCAAAAGCACACCCUAAAACAUUUUAUUUCCAAAAGAAAAGGAAAAAGGGGGGCGCAAAAAUGGCUGGGGCAAUUAUAGAAAAUAUGAGCACCAAGAAGCUAUGCAUUGUUGGUGGGAUUCUGCUCGUGUUCCAAAUCAUCGCCUUUCUGGUGGGAGGCUUGAUUGCUCCAGGACCCACCACGGCAGUGUCCUACAUGUCAGUGAAAUGUGUGGAUGUUCGUAAAAACCAUCACAAGACAAAAUGGUUCGUGCCUUGGGGACCCAACCACUGCCACAAAAUCCGAGACAUCGAUGAAGCGAUUCCAAAGGAAAUAGGAGCCAACGACAUUGUGUUUUCUGUCCACAUUCCUCUCCCCUCCAUGGAGAUGAGUCCUUGGUUCCAGUUCAUGCUGUUUAUCCUGCAGCUGGACAUUGCAUUCAAGCUGAACAACCAAAUCAGAGAAAAUGCAGAAGUUUCCAUGGACGUUUCCCUGGCUUACCGUGAUGAUAUGUUUGCUGAAUGGACUGAAAUGGCCCAUGAGAGAGUGCCUCGGAAACUCAAAUGUAUCUUCACAUCCCCCAAGACCCCAGAGCAUGAGGGCCGUUACUAUGAAUGUGAUGUCCUUCCUUUCAUGGAAAUCGGAUCUGUGGCUCAUAAGUACUACCUUUUGAACAUCCGGCUGCCUGUGAAUGAAAAGAAGAAAAUCAACGUUGGGAUUGGGGAGAUAAAAGAUAUUCGGUUGGUGGGAAUCCACCAAAAUGGAGGCUUCACCAAGGUGUGGUUUGCCAUGAAGACCUUCCUUACGCCCAGCAUCUUCAUCAUUAUGGUGUGGUAUUGGAGGAGGAUCACCAUGAUGUCCCGACCCCCGGUGCUUCUAGAAAAUAUAGAAUUGUUUUGCUCUCCCCAUCUUUAUCUCAUUUCUCAACUUGGCUUUCAUCAGGAUCAGCAUGAGCGGAAUCACAUAGCAGGGUAUUGGAAGCAAGUCGGACCAAUCGCUGUUGGCUCUUUCUGCCUCUUCAUAUUUGACAUGUGUGAGAGAGGGGUACAACUCACGAAUCCCUUCUACAGUAUCUGGACUACAGAUGUUGGAACAGAGCUGGCUAUGGCCUUCAUCAUCGUGGCUGGGAUCUGCCUCUGCCUGUACUUCCUGUUUCUGUGCUUCAUGGUAUUUCAGGUGUUUCGGAACAUCAAUGGGAAGCAGUCCAGCCUGCCAGCCAUGAGCAAAGUCCGGCGGCUGCACUAUGAGGGGCUGAUUUUCAGGUUCAAGUUCCUCAUGCUUAUCACCUUGGCCUGUGCUGCCAUGACCAUCAUCUUCUUCAUUGUUAGUCAGGUGACCGAAGGCCAUUGGAAGUGGGGUGGUGUCACAGUCCAGGUGAACAGUGCCUUUUUCACAGGCAUCUAUGGGAUGUGGAAUCUGUACGUCUUUGCUUUGAUGUUCCUGUACGCACCAUCCCAUAAGAACUACGGGGAUGACCAGUCUAAUGGUGAUCUGAGGGUCCACAAUGGGGAAGAACUCCAGCUCACCACCACUAUCACCCACGUGGACGGACCCACCGAGAUCUACAAGUUGACCCGCAAGGAGGCCCAGGAAUAGAUGGCGGCAGCACCUGGCUGGGACUGUUCCCCACAUCCCAGCCCUUCUGACUGGAGUGUGGAGCACGCCAGCGAGAGCUCACUGCGUGAACCAGCCCUCCACUGCUCCCGUGUCUUAGCUGUGGUUUCUUGGAACAGUGGCGUGGACGUUGUCACUUUACCUUCUGACCACAGCUCUUGGGGGAAGAUUCCACAGCCACUAAGGCGUUGUGUAUAACAAAACCUCUGGUAUGACACAUUUUCUGUGAUCAUUGUUAAUUAGUGAUGUAGUAACAUCUGUAGCAGGUGGUUAGUAAACCUCAUGUGUUGGGGGUAUACUCCUUGGGGGGAUGAUGUGGGCCAGAUGGGGUCUAUAUGGAGUGGAAUGUUUGACUUCUUUUCCUGUUUUAGAUUCUAGGAUAGGUUUUUUAACAUCCUUUGCAGUCCAAGAGAGGCUGAUGUCAUAGUUUCUCACUCCUAGUUCGUGACCACUUUUUUUUCCUAUUUAUAUCACCAGGUAGCCUGUUGAGUUAAUAUUUAAGUUGUCAAUAGACAUGUGUCCCUCUUUUUUAUGGCAUACUAUAAAAUAACUGAAUUUCGUGAGACGGUCUAUUUCAGCUUUGGAACCAAAUCUGUGUAUCCAGUACUGACCGAACUGUUGGAUGUGGGUUGGGUCUGAAAAGCUUUUUUUACCUCCUGCUUACAAUGUGUUUCCUUUUGAUAAGAUGCUUCAAGCAGCCCCCAGAAGUGUAGAUCGGAUCAAUGAAAUAAACCUGUACGUAUAUGCAUAUAUGUACAUGCACACGUCAUCCUCCUGCUCAGCCAGGACACACGCAUGCAGAUUCUUUUCCAUGUCAAGUCCAUGGGGUGGGGGGAGUGGCUUUAUGAGAAAUUAAAGUAUUUUGCCAUCAAAUCAAA